Messenger RNA from Aspergillus tanneri, 1263 nucleotides. Its product is annotated as DMT family transporter. NCBI's taxonomy places the organism in Eukaryota, Fungi, Ascomycota, Eurotiomycetes, Eurotiales, Aspergillaceae. Bases 1 to 1263 code for a protein of 420 amino acids. The record is from RefSeq and is a predicted model, not a curated record. The transcript is spliced from 6 exons. Gene Ontology annotation, cellular component: membrane. Gene Ontology annotation, biological process: regulation of peptide transport.
AUGGAUUCUACUCCCAGGGCCACGGGCUCAGGGCUGAAGGGUGUCGCGAGACGGUCCCUCGGCAUCGGUCUGCUUUUGAUUGUAGUGGUCCUAUGGACGGCGUCGAAUUUUCUAGCUAGUACAAUAUUUGCCGACAAUACCUACUCCAAACCAUUCUUUGUGACCUAUGUCAACACCUCGUUGUUUAUUCUUCCGUUGUUUACUAUAAUUUUUGGCCGAAUCUGGAGAUUAUGGCAGGCUGGGAAAUUCUCCCGAAUCCGUUCGUUUCAGAGUCUGAUGCACCAUCUUGAUUCGCACGAUCCCGACGCGGAGUCACAGAGCAUAUUACGCCACAGCGCUGGUCGCGACAGUGACGAUGAACUAGAGGACCCCGAGGGGUUGAAUACGGAUAGUUUUAUGCCAAAGGGGAGGUGUAAUGAAAGCUCUAAGCUGGGCUUAAGAGCGACGGCGAAGCUGAGCUUCGAGUUCUGCAUGUUAUGGUUUCUUGCCAAUUAUUUUGCCAUGGCCUGUUUGCAAUACACCACCGUAGGGAGUACCACCAUUCUAACUUCAACGAGUGGCGUGUGGACCCUUAUCUUCGGGGCCGUCAUCGGGGUCGAGAGAUUCACCGUCCGCAAACUCGUCGGCGUCGUCGCCUCCUUAGUGGGAAUCAUUCUGAUUUCCCGUGUCGACCUCUCUUCUCCCGAAACACCACCGGUAGACGAUGGCGGCAGCAGCAGCAUUUUUCCGACGAAAACCCCAGGCGAGAUUGCACUCGGCGAUGCCAUGGCGGGAUUCAGCGCCGUCAUGUACGGAGUAUACACCAUAGUGUUGAAAAAGCAAGUUGGCGAUGAAUCCCGAGUCAACAUGCAGUUAUUUUUUGGUCUUGUAGGCCUCUUCAACAUGUUCCUCCUUUGGCCUGGGUUUAUCAUCCUGCAUUUAACCGGGAUUGAGACAUUUGCGAUGCCCGAUACCGGGAGAGUAUGGGCCAUCAUUUGGACAAAUUCUUUCGCAUCUCUCGCAUCAGACAUCUGCUGGGCAUACGCUAUGCUCUUAACCACCCCCCUUGUCGUCACGGUCGGUCUCAGCUUAACCAUUCCACUGUCCUUGGUGGGUCAGAUCGUCCUCCAAGGACAAUAUGCCAGUGGUCUGUACUGGCUCGGUGCCACGAUUGUAUUUCUAUCAUUCCUGGUUGUCAACCAUGAAAGUCAGGGCGGGGCGGAUCCCGACGACCUGUCCGCGACUGAUUAUGAUGCUCUUCCGAAUGAGGAGACAGCUCGAUGA